CGUUCGGUACAAACAUGGCGGCCGUGAGCCUGCAGGGUUGGAUAAGUGAAGACCAAAAGUCUUUGCCGUGGAGUUUGCUGGCAUUUUGUAGCUCUUCUACCACCUGUUUUACUGCUAGUAGUCCAUCAGAGCAAAGUUGUACUUCGAUCCGGCUAGUCUCCUUUUCUGCCUUGCUGUUGUUCCUCUCUUGUAUUCAACUCACGUGUCAGAGAUGCAAACAUCUUGGAGGACGUCCAGCACAGACCCUGAUGACUGUCUACUGUUUCCUUGGUAGCAUAUGUGGAUUCACUGGAGCGGUUUUGUCCAGACAGCUACAUAUUCAAGUUUUAAGGGAACUUGUGUCUGCUUUUGUGGGUGGAGUCAAUAUUUUCUCCUGCUGUCUUCCGCUGUGUCUUUUCAGGGACUUGCAUGCAGAGAGGAGGCGAAGGAUGGUCAGGAGGCGCAGGAGACGUCACCUUCUUGCAGUUUGUUUGCUGACUGCGCUCACUGGUGCUGUCCUGAAGUCAGGCGUCCUAGGCAGCCCAGAAGACUCGCUCAUCCGAGGGAGGAAGCUGCUUUAUGUCACCCUGCAAGACAACACUGAAAUCCUUGGCUACAUCCUUGGGCUGUUGUCUUUUGUCAUCACCUCUACCUCCAGGUUCCCUGCACUUAGUCGAGUCAACAAGGGGAAAAUGCGACCAGGAGUUGACAUUUUCUCUGCAGCGCUGUGCUCACUGGCUGGUGCUCUUUAUGCUGCUGCCAUUCUUCACUACCGUACCGGGCUCAGCUUCCUUCUCAGGGUCCUGCCAUGGCUGCUGGCGGCAGUCUGUGGUGCCUCGCUGGAUUUUCUUAUUGUAGUCCUGCAUUUGUGCAACGUGGGAACCAGGCAGCCGCCUAUCAGCUUUUCUCCUGAAAUGGAGAGCCUCUUGGCGGACUCAUCAGAGAACAAUGCUGUCAUGGUGACACAUGAACAUGCAGCUCCCUCAUCAGCACAUGGAAAGGACAAAAAACUCCAUUUAACCGAGAUGGGUCGUUACAUGGAUGUUAGCAUUCAUGCUACCAGACAAUUGUGCCCCAAAAAGGUGACGGUGUCUGGAGAGGUGGUGCAUGACCAAGCUCGGAGCAGGACAGUCCCAAUGGUACGACUCCAUGGUUCUGAUACAUCAUGUGACUCUUCCCUUGUCAGUUUUGAUCUAGAGUGGGAUUUUGAAGAAGGAAACGCACGGUGGAGUGAAGCACAAGCAAAACAAGGUGGAGAUGAGUUCCCCCUGCAAGAAUGGCCAAGCAACCCCAAACCAUUCAGUGUAGGCACUUACGCCUCAUGUGCGCUCCCACAGAACCGUGUGUCCUGUAAUGAUGCCGCAGGACUGUCCAAGUGACAAAUGUGAUCACAAUGGAAACAAUAGAAAAUGUCAUUAAAAAAUAUCAAAUCAAAUCCUUUCUGGGAGGUGACUUUGGAAGGCUUAUAAGAUACAGUACGUCCCCUACUGGAACAAUAUUGAGAGGUUAUUGGGUCACAUCCUGUAUUUUGUGAGUCACAAGGUUAUCAGGACUGUCUACUGGGGAAAGGGCGACCGGUGGCGAUAAGAACCAGACGAGACGUCCUCCAGUCCAUCAUCUGCCUGCUGCACCACCUUACACCACUGGUCUGCCAGUAGAACAAUACAAUGAUUAGAUCAGCGCUAACGAAGCACAUUUGACUCCACCCUGUUGGAUUCCCUUGAGGGGCAUGACCAAGACGAAUGCGAUGUGAGGUAAAGCAGUUUGCAGUUUCAGCACUGAUGGCAUCAAAC
Messenger RNA from Dunckerocampus dactyliophorus (ringed pipefish), 1772 nucleotides. It is a transcript of the gene tmem44, whose product is annotated as transmembrane protein 44. NCBI's taxonomy places the organism in Eukaryota, Metazoa, Chordata, Actinopteri, Syngnathiformes, Syngnathidae. Bases 15 to 1358 code for a protein of 447 amino acids. The transcript has 10 exons. The record is from RefSeq and is a predicted model, not a curated record.